AAACAACUUGCCAGUACCAGGCAAGGAGAAAGCCAAGCCUAGUUACGCAAAACAGGACAAGCAAGAAGGCAGUUGCUAUCUCUGGGAGAGAGGAGAACAAUCCACAGUGGGCUUGAAUAUGAAAAUGGAGGGACAGCAGUGAGAUUUUCUUUUCCUCUCCAGACUGGGCACGGCAGACAGAGAUUCAAAAGAACAGAUUCUGACCAGCUGGAAAUCCUUGGGAACACAGGAGUUGGUUCCUCCCCUCCAGUUGGCGUGGCCAGUGGGAUCAACUUCCGCUGGAUGUUUGCUCUGAAGUUUCCAUAGUUUCAAGAUCUUGGGAGAACUGACAUACGGCCGGCAGAAGAAUUUUCAGUGAAUAUUCUUAUAUUUUCAUGGCAACGUUUUCAUUUGCAUAAAUUCAACAAGAAUCUGUUCUCCUUGUAUCAGCACAUAAUUGGAAACAUUGAUUAUAUUACUGAGGCUUUGAUUGGCAUGUCAUAUUUGAGGGAAACCUGCAAAAACUUAGGACUUGCUCUGCUCAUCAGUGGUCAUCAGACUUCAGCAUGAUCACCUCUAAGUUGCUGGCUUAUGUGGCAGUUUCAGUUCUCUGUGUCUUCAGAGUCAGCUCCCGGGAUACAUUUAUUGCAGCUGUUUAUGAACACGCAGUGAUAUUACCUAAUGCCACCCUGAUACCAGUGUCCCAUGAAGUGGCAUUAGCAUUAAUGAACCAAAAUCUGGAUCUUUUGGAGGCAGCGGUCACUUCAGCAGCAAACCAGGGUGCAGAUAUUAUUGUGACUCCAGAAGAUGGUAUAUAUGGCUGGAACUUUAACAGGGAAACUAUCUACCCAUACCUGGAGGAUAUCCCAGACCCUGAAGUCAACUGGAUCCCUUGUAUUAAUCCCAGAAGGUUUGGCUACACCCCAGUGCAAGAAAGACUCAGCUGUCUGGCCAAGGACAACUCUAUCUACCUUGUGGCAAAUAUUGGAGACAAGAAGCCAUGCAAUGCCAGUGACUCUCAGUGUCCCCCUGAUGGUCAUUACCAAUACAAUACUGAUGUGGUCUUUGAUUCCCAAGGAAAACUGGUGGCACGCUACCAUAAGCACAACCUUUUCAUGAAUGAAAAUCAAUUCAAUGUACCCAAGAAGCCUGAGGUUGUGACUUUUGACACUGUCUUUGGAAGAUUUGGCAUUUUCACGUGCUUUGAUAUACUCUUCUAUGAUCCUGCUGUUACUCUGGUGAAAGAUUUCCAUGUGGAUACCAUAGUCUUCCCAACAGCAUGGAUGAAUGUUUUGCCACAUUUGUCAGCUAUUCAGUUCCACUCAGCUUGGGCAAUGGGCAUGGGGGUCAACUUCCUUGCAUCCAAUAUACAUCACCCCUCAAACAGAAUGACAGGAAGUGGCAUCUACGCACCUGAUUCUCCACGAGUAUUUCAUUAUGAUAUGAAGACAAAGAAGGGAAAACUCCUCCUCUCAAAACUGGAUUCUUACCCACACCGCCCUGUAGUGAAUUGGACUUCUUAUGCCAGUAGUAUAAAAGGGUUUUCAACAGGAAAUCAGGAAUUUAAAGGUACUGCCUUUUUUGAUGAAUUCACAUUCUUGGAGCUGACAAGAGUCACGGGAAAUUACACAGUUUGUCAGAAAAAACUCUGCUGUCAUCUAAGCUACAAGAUGUCUGAGAAGAGAACAGAUGAAGUUUAUGCCCUAGGGGCAUUUGAUGGACUACAUAUUGUCGAAGGGACAUAUUAUUUGCAGAUUUGUACUCUGUUGAAGUGUAAAACAGCAGACUUAAACAGUUGUGGUGGUGCAGUUGAAACUGCCUCUACCUGGUUUGAAAUGUUUUCCCUCAGUGGCACUUUUGGAACCCAGUAUGUCUUCCCUGAGGUGUUGCUAAGUGAAAAUCAGCUUGCCCCUGGAGAAUUUCAGGUGUCAAGUGAUGGACGCUUGUUCAGUGUGAAGCCGCCAUCUGGACCUCUCUUGACCGUGACUCUGUUUGGGAGAGUGUACGAGAAGGACCAGACAUUAAAUGCUUCAUCAGACCUCCGGGCACAAACACGAGGAAUAAUGCUCUUAGUCAUAAUACCAAUUGUGUACUCAUUAAGUUGGUAGAAUAUUUCCAUUUGCUCUCUUUUAUUUUGUGUAAUUAAAAAAAUGAUGGCUGAGAAAAGAAAGAUGAAGAUCAUAACACUGGUCAUGGUCUCUUGUACAAGUAAUUACAAAUACAUAUACAUAUAUAGUUCACGGAUUUUGUACACACACACACCACCCCCAGAUAAUAGAAGCCAGAUAAACAGUGACAUCAUUUUGAAAGGUUAAAAUCUAUAAAAUGAGGGUAACAGUUUUACUCACAAUUUUAGGUGUUUUUUUUUUGAAAAUUAAAUAAUUGAAUGCAUUUAAAGUCCUUAGAUAAGUUUCUGGAUCAUGGAAAGUACUGGAUAUGUGCUAGCUAUUCACAACUGUAUAAUUAUCACAGUAAAACCAUGUGUGAUAUUUUUAUUGCUAAAAUUACAUCACCUCUGAUUGUCUAAAUUUUUAAACAUCUUCCACAGGCUUAGCCACCCUCCAUAUUUCAAUUAGAAAAUCAGUGAACUCAACAUCGGAUAAUUGGUUUAGACUUGAUACCUAGCAAUGACGUGUUCUGGAAGGCAGCUGGAAUACAGCUCUAACAACCUGUUAGAGGGCCUUCACUUUUUUGAGUGUUUUUCAGUGCCUCUUUAGUGUUUUACCUAUCUUGUUAGCCUAUAAGCAUAUCAAUAGGGUGGUUCAUUUUUUUUUUUUUUUUGAUAGGGUGGUUCUAAAGCAAACAUUUUACCAAAUCUGUACUGUGAUAAGUUUUUUCAUGGCCUUAGGUUUUUAUGUUUCUAAAUGGUUGAAAAACAAAGAAGAAUGAAAAGAAGAAUAAUAUUGUGUGAUACGUGAAAAUGAUCUGAAAUUCAAAUUUCAGUCUCCUACCUGAAAGUUUUAUUGAGCACAGCCAUGUUUAUUUAAGUGCUGCUUUUUUUUUUUUCGGCAUAACAGUAUUCAUUGUUUUUGCACCACACCCAGUGCUCCAUGCAAUC
Neogale vison (American mink) is the source of this 3037-nucleotide messenger RNA. It is a transcript of the gene VNN1, whose product is annotated as vanin 1. Gene Ontology annotation, molecular function: hydrolase activity, acting on carbon-nitrogen (but not peptide) bonds, in linear amides. The transcript is spliced from 10 exons. Lineage: Eukaryota; Metazoa; Chordata; Mammalia; Carnivora; Mustelidae. The record is from RefSeq and is a predicted model, not a curated record. The coding region runs from base 546 to 2087 and encodes 513 amino acids.